AUGAAGUUCGAACGACCCCCUUCGCCCCUUGCCCUCGCUGACGGGAGGCUUGAAAUCAAAAUGGGGGAAGCUGGUGAUGUUUAUAAUGACAACAGUUCUAACAAAGCCUCCAGAAAAGAGAGGCAUACGUCGAACCCCAUGUCAAGGGAGAUUGAUGAGCCAAACCAAAAGUCUUACAACAGACUCAAGGGCCAUGGAAACAGAUCACAUGGCAAAGAAAGCCAAAUGCAACCCGUUAUCCCCAAGACAUUCCUUCCCCCAACCCCAGACGCUACUCCACGAUCACUCUUCAAACCUCUCGUCUUCGUAUCCGAGGGCAGGCCUUCGAUACGCCGAUUUGUUGGAAGAGAGAACUACUACCAAUGCCUGGUAUAUACAGCUGGCGCAUGCCAUGACAAUUGGAAGGGAGAUGAGAACUAUGCUAAGGCAGGAUGGUCAUUCGUAUACAGGCCCCAGAAUCCAUCACGCAACAUCACCGGUGGGGUUGCUGGUCGCCUCGAGAUGACGGGCCCAACUAAGGUCUACCAUAGGCAGACAAGCACUCGUGCAGAACUGCGAGCUGUGAUUGCGGCCUUGAAAUAUCUGUCUCAUGAUGGGAAUACGUUUGACAGCUUGGUUAUUGCUACGGACUCGAGUUAUGUUGUCAACGGUGCAACACUCUGGAUCCGCAAGUGGCUCUCGAAGGGUUGGAGAAGUGCUAUUGGGAAACCAAUCAAGAAUAAGGACUUAUGGGAGGCCCUCCUGAAGGAAGUGAGGUGUUGGUAUGAGGAGGGAAGAGAAAUCUAUCUGUGGCACAUUGAUCGGUUGCACAAUCAGGAUGCAGUUAGACUGGCUAACUGGGCGACUGUCCCAGACUCGGCUCCUAUUCAGUUCGAGGAGGAUAUUUCUCAUUCUGGAUGA
This is a messenger RNA of Aspergillus niger, 900 nucleotides long. RefSeq lists its product as uncharacterized. The transcript is spliced from 2 exons. The coding region runs from base 1 to 900 and encodes 299 amino acids. Gene Ontology annotation, molecular function: nucleic acid binding; RNA-DNA hybrid ribonuclease activity. NCBI's taxonomy places the organism in Eukaryota, Fungi, Ascomycota, Eurotiomycetes, Eurotiales, Aspergillaceae. The record is from RefSeq and is a predicted model, not a curated record. Gene Ontology annotation, biological process: DNA replication, removal of RNA primer.